This is a messenger RNA of Zasmidium cellare ATCC 36951, 1512 nucleotides long. RefSeq names its product carbohydrate-binding module family 42 protein. NCBI's taxonomy places the organism in Eukaryota, Fungi, Ascomycota, Dothideomycetes, Mycosphaerellales, Mycosphaerellaceae. Gene Ontology annotation, biological process: arabinan metabolic process; pectin catabolic process; L-arabinose metabolic process. Bases 1 to 1512 code for a protein of 503 amino acids. The record is from RefSeq and is a predicted model, not a curated record. The transcript has 2 exons. Gene Ontology annotation, molecular function: alpha-L-arabinofuranosidase activity.
AUGCCUUCUUCACGAUCGACCCUCCGACCAAUCGUGGCCCUUGCUGCCACUGCGGCCUCUGUUGCUGCUGGACCGUGCGAUAUCUAUGCCAGUGGCAACACCCCUUGCGUGGCCGCGCAUAGCACAACUCGAUCCCUUUAUAACGCAUACAGCGGCCCUCUGUAUCAAGUGAAGCGUACCUCGGACGGUUCCACUACAGACAUCCAAGCACUCUCCGCUGGAGGGGUGGCCAACGCUGCUGCUCAGGACUCGUUUUGCGGUAACACGACCUGUUUGAUCUCCAUCAUCUACGACCAGUCUGGCCGCAAGAAUCAUCUCACUCAGGCGCCUCCCGGAGGCGCAGCCAGCGGACCGCAGCCGGGGGGCUACGAUGAUCUUGCUGGAGCGACCGGAGCACCAGUGACCUUGAACGGGCAGAAGGCUUACGGUGUCUUCGUUUCUCCAGGCACUGGCUAUCGAAAUGAUGGCACAAACGGCAUUGCUACAGGAGAUCAGCCGGAAGGCAUGUACGCAGUACUUGAUGGCACGCACUACAACGGCGCAUGUUGCUUCGACUACGGCAAUGCCGAGACGAAUAACCUGGACACCGGCAACGGGCACAUGGAGUCCAUCUAUUACGGAACCUGCACAAUCUGGGGCACUGGCGCUGGCAAUGGUCCUUGGCUGAUGGCUGACCUGGAGAACGGCCUCUUCUCUGGCUCAAACCCAGGCCAGAAUACUGCCGAUCCAAACCUUACCAACCGAUUCCAGACUGCCAUCGUGAAAGGAGAGCCGCAUCAGUGGGCGCUCCGUGGCGCCAAUUCAGCUUCUGGGUCGCUCUCGACGUACUACUCAGGUGCUCGACCGAGUGCCUCCGGGUAUGAUCCCAUGAGCAAGGAGGGAGCUAUUAUCCUGGGAAUCGGUGGCGAUAACAGCAAUAGCGCUCAAGGCACCUUCUAUGAAGGCGUGAUGACAUCUGGCUAUCCAUCAGAUGCUACGGAGAACUCGGUGCAGGCAAAUAUCGUUGCCGCCAAGUACGCCGUCUCUUCCUUGACCAGCGGUCCAGCGGUCACCGUUGGCUCCUCCAUCUCAUUCCGUGCUACUACUCCAGGAUACGAUACCAGAUACCUCUCACACAACGGCUCUGCGGUCAACACCCAGGUUGUGUCUUCCUCCAGCAGCACUGCGUUGAAGAAGGCCGCCAGCUGGACCGUCCGCACUGGCCUCGGUAACAGCGGAUGCGUCUCCUUCGAAUCAAACGACACCCCAGGCAGCUACAUCCGUCACAACAACUUUGUCCUCUACGUUCAGGCCGGCGAUGGCUCGAAGCAGUUCAAUGAGGAUGCCACCUUCUGCCCACAAGCUGGUCUGACCCAAGGCAACUCGAUUCGGUCGUGGAACUAUCCGACCCGCUUCUUCCGGCACUUUGCCAACAAUGGAUACAUUGCCAGCGAUGGCGGUCCUCAUGACUUUGACAAUGCGAAUUCGUUCAACAAUGAUGUGAGCUGGGUCAUUGGCAAGAGCUUUGCAUGA